This is a messenger RNA of Erpetoichthys calabaricus (reedfish), 783 nucleotides long. RefSeq names its product N-alpha-acetyltransferase 38, NatC auxiliary subunit (gene naa38). NCBI's taxonomy places the organism in Eukaryota, Metazoa, Chordata, Cladistia, Polypteriformes, Polypteridae. The record is from RefSeq and is a predicted model, not a curated record. Gene Ontology annotation, molecular function: RNA binding. Bases 54 to 398 code for a protein of 114 amino acids. Gene Ontology annotation, cellular component: NatC complex. The transcript is spliced from 3 exons.
UAAGUUUAUUUUAUAGCACUGAAUGCUACUUUCUCUCAGACUCGUGGGAAGAAAUGGCUGCGGUUAAAGAAGAAAAUGGUGAGCUGGAUAAAACGGUGAGUAUUGGAGAACACAGUGAGUUGGAUUCUUCUUAUUCACUAGCACGUCAAAAACUGGAAAACCUCCUGAACAAAAGCAUGAGGAUUCGGAUGACUGAUGGUCGUACACUGGUGGGUCUGUUUUUGUGUACAGACCGGGACUGUAAUGUUAUCUUGGGAUCAGCACAAGAGUUUCUCAAAUCCACAGAUUCAUUUUCCCAGGGAGAGCCAAGAGUCUUGGGUCUAGCGAUGAUCCCAGGGCACCAUGUUGUGUCUAUUGAAGUUGAAUCAGAAAGUUUGGUAACAUCGCAGUAUCUAUGAUUGUACUGGGAGAAGUUCACAAUAGCAAGUGAGACAUCAGGACUGCUACGUUGUAGAAGCAUAGCAGUUGCAAGUGAAACUGUACAGUUUACCUCAAACAAAAAUUAUAACAAGUCUGCAAAGAGGGCUUUCACCUCGGAUAACCACAGCAACAAUGAAGCUGCCAUUCUGAAGAACUUUUAUUCCUUUGUUUCCAGAUUCUCUUUACCUUUGUGAAAAAUCUUUGGAAAAGCAAAGUUGGAGUCUUUGUAUUUUUUUGCCCUUUAUUUUGUGCAGUUUGAUUCCCUAAGUUUUGUUUUUCCUUUUGGUCAAUUUGAAUAGCUUGACUAUCAAAUUGUAUAAAUAUUUAAUUGUAUGUGCAAUAAAUUACGUUGGUUUCUUUUUU